Molecule: messenger RNA, 4176 nt
Organism: Symbiodinium natans
Lineage: Eukaryota; Dinophyceae; Suessiales; Symbiodiniaceae
Source: the annotation of a GenBank genome assembly
AUGAUAAAUUUGAACGAAGGCCUAGUGGAUCACAGGUUUGCGCUAGAGUGCCUGGAUGUGCUCGUGUUUUGCUUCGGUCUUUUUGUCACAGGGGACAGUCUCCGCGCCGUUCUUGUGAAGGGGAGGCCCAACCAGGUGAUGCACCGGGGGGCCGAUACUGCCCAGAUAUGCGAAGCAUGUGCGGCGAAGGGUCCGCAUAUGUACGUUUUGCGAGAGUCUUUUGUUCACGUGAAGAAGGAUCUUUUGCGCCGCAUCGUCGACACGACCUGCACAUCCAACACUAGGCCUAUCGGAAGUUGGCUUUGGAGUGCCAUCCAGUGCCUGGCCAAGGAGAUGACCACAGUCUUCCGCCAGGUGAAAGAAGCCUAUGAGGCUUCGGGCGCAACAAGGUUCUUAGCGUUUCACGGAAUCAUGGGACCGGGACUGUGGCCCAUCGAAAACACCGCAAAAAUUGUGGGACCGGGGCUGUGGCACCUUGGAAACACCAUCAACAUCCGUGGGACCGGGACUGCGGCUACACCGCACCAAGCCCACGCUACCGUGCAGCGUCCGCGGCUCUUGUUGGCCUGCUGCUGCAUGCUUGCUUCGGCAGGCUCUACGAAAGUUCUUCGAAAGCAGCACAAGAGGCCCCUGGGCUGUGCAAACCUGCGUUUGCUCGCGUGGGCCGGCGAGGCUCGUCCUGUGGCUGUUUCGCCCAAGCCCGGCCCGCGCCCCGUUCCGGAAGUCAUACCUGUCAUACCUGUCAUACUUCUUGUAUUCCUGAAACGGUUUGUUCAGUGGUUGUUCUCGGUGCCACAGUACGCUGCAGCUGAGCCAUUGGAUCAGCAGUCGACACAGGGCCCGCGGGACCCCGCCUUGUGUUGGCACAUGUUCGAGUGCGGUGGCAUCUCGUCCUUGUCAGAAGCGUUCCCGCAUGUUUUAUGCCUAGCAUGGAUGCAUCCGCAGGAAGCGCUCUUGUUUGUUGGAGCCGAGGCCCUUGUGUCGAGUGGCUCUGGAACCGUUGGCAGGCUGCCGCAACACUGGCCGCCACUGACCACUGAUCAUGAUGAUCGUGUCUAUAGUGGAUCAAGUCUCUGGUCAAUUGCUAAUGAAGUACCGCUAAGCCUCAACGAAGCUAGAAAUUUCCGCUUCGGAGAGUCUUAUGACGUGGACGGUUUGAACUGCAAACAGGCCAUUCCCAGCACUCAGCCUCGUGCGCGGCGUGCUGGGAGCGAAGGUUGCAUGAGUGUCUACAUGGAGUUUGCCAACUCGCGGGCCUUGAAGAAUUAUGGUAAAACAUCGAGAAGGUUUGUGCAGGGCUCAGUUAUGUGGGAAGCUGCUUUGCAGAAAAUUCCGAUGGCCCUCAGGACAAGCUUCGUGCGAGACGACUCAGACGAGCUUGAUGGCGCAGACGCGUGGAGGUACGCCUUUGUGACUGAGAAGCAGGUCGAGAACAACAACCGCAUCAUUUGCAAAGAGUUCCCUCCAGCAAGCUUGGAAGACAAGCACAGCAAGUCCAAUGCCAGCAAGGGAGAUGUGCUGAAGUUCAGCGACGAUACCCGCACCAUCCUCUGGCGAGCGGAGGAGGAAGGCUUGCGCUCCCGAUCCCCGAGCAAGACCACUGAUCCGGAAAGUGUCCGGUCGCCUCUCAACCAGUCUGAUGGAUCCUGGGACGACGACUGGGACAAUGCCGCCUGGGACGAUGCCUGGGACGAUGCCUGGGACGAUGCAGCUUGGGACGAUGCAGACUGGCUCGAAGCCAAGAAAGCGGAUCCGGCGGAUGUGCUCGCCAGGUCCUGGUGGUGGGAAGAGCUGCAGCAAAUAGAUGAGGAGCUGGAGCGCGUGCAGAAGAAGCUCGAAGCCCGGCGUUCGUUUGCGGGCGUAAGCCGGAGGGACCAGAAUUCACUUGCAGUGAAACUGGAGUGGAUCUCGGGCAGGUGGGAGGAGCGCAGUCGCAAGCAUGGUGCCAAGAGCGUUCGAGUAGGAGGGAAGUGGGACGAGAUGAGAAGCAAGCUCGGUACCAAGAGUGCGAGAAUGGCAGAGAGGAAGGAAUGCAUACUCCCACCGGCUCUUCAAUACCUGAUUGAUUUUUUCGCGAUGGAGUUCUUGGAGAGCCUUGAUUGGUGCAGCGCCGGUCCUCCAAGCAAGGUUGAUGCCUCAGCUGUUGCAGGUCUCCGCGCCGUUCUUGUGAAGGGGAGGAUUUUUUGCGAUGAAGGCAGCGCGGGCCUUGUGUCAGCGGAAGCUAUCUACCUCCGAAUGGGUGCCCGGACAAAUGCUCGCAUCGCCUAUCGGAAGUUGGCUUUGGAGUGCCAUCCAGUGCCUGGUCUGCAAAUCCUCGAUCGUUUGCUCUUUGGUGCCAAGGAGAUGACCACAGUCUUCCGCCAGGUGAAAGAAGCCUAUGAGGCUUCGGGCGCAACAAGGUUCUUAGCGUUUCACGGAAUCAUGGGACCGGGACUGUGGCCCAUCGAAAACACCGCAAAAAUUGUGGGACCGGGGCUGUGGCACCUUGGAAACACCAUCAACAUCCGUGGGACCGGGACUGCGGCUACACCGCACCAAGCCCACGCUACCGUGCAGCGUCCGCGGCUCUUGUUGGCCUGCUGCUGCAUGCUUGCUUCGGCAGGCUCUACGAAAGUUCUUCGAAAGCAGCACAAGAGGCCCCUGGGCUGUGCAAACCUGCGUUUGCUCGCGUGGGCCGGCGAGGCUCGUCCUGUGGCUGUUUCGCCCAAGCCCGGCCCGCGCCCCGUUCCGGAAGUCAUACCUGUCAUACCUGUCAUACUUCUUGUAUUCCUGAAACGGUUUGUUCAGUGGUUGUUCUCGGUGCCACAGUACGCUGCAGCUGAGCCAUUGGAUCAGCAGUCGACACAGGGCCCGCGGGACCCCGCCUUGUGUUGGCACAUGUUCGAGUGCGGUGGCAUCUCGUCCUUGUCAGAAGCGUUCCCGCAUGUUUUAUGCCUAGCAUGGAUGCAUCCGCAGGAAGCGCUCUUGUUUGUUGGAGCCGAGGCCCUUGUGUCGAGUGGCUCUGGAACCGUUGGCAGGCUGCCGCAACACUGGCCGCCACUGACCACUGAUCAUGAUGAUCGUGUCUAUAGUGGAUCAAGUCUCUGGUCAAUUGCUAAUGAAGUACCGCUAAGCCUCAACGAAGCUAGAAAUUUCCGCUUCGGAGAGUCUUAUGACGUGGACGGUUUGAACUGCAAACAGGCCAUUCCCAGCACUCAGCCUCGUGCGCGGCGUGCUGGGAGCGAAGGUUGCAUGAGUGUCUACAUGGAGUUUGCCAACUCGCGGGCCUUGAAGAAUUAUGGUAAAACAUCGAGAAGGUUUGUGCAGGGCUCAGUUAUGUGGGAAGCUGCUUUGCAGAAAAUUCCGAUGGCCCUCAGGACAAGCUUCGUGCGAGACGACUCAGACGAGCUUGAUGGCGCAGACGCGUGGAGGUACGCCUUUGUGACUGAGAAGCAGGUCGAGAACAACAACCGCAUCAUUUGCAAAGAGUUCCCUCCAGCAAGCUUGGAAGACAAGCACAGCAAGUCCAAUGCCAGCAAGGGCGGGAUUCUUAGUGUGAGUGGAGAUGUGCUGAAGUUCAGCGACGAUACCCGCACCAUCCUCUGGCGAGCGGAGGAGGAAGGUGUCCGGUCGCCUCUCAACCAGUCUGAUGCAUCUUGGCAACAAUCGGGAUCCUGGGACGACGACUGGGACAAUGCCGCCUGGGACGAUGCCUGGGACGAUGCCUGGGACGAUGCAGCUUGGGACGAUGCAGACUGGCUCGAAGCCAAGAAAGCGGAUCCGGCGGAUGUGCUCGCCAGGUCCUGGUGGUGGGAAGAGCUGCAGCAAAUAGAUGAGGAGCUGGAGCGCGUGCAGAAGAAGUGGGAGGAGCGCAGUCGCAAGUGGGACGAGAUGAGAAGCAAGUGGAACGCGUCACAUGCGUCUCGCAAGUGCAGCGCCGGUCCUCCAAGCAAGACUCCUCCUCCUCCUCCUCCACAUCUGACGAGACACUUUGACGCGCUGAAGCUGCCGAUCACGGCAACGCUGGGUGACGUUCGGAAGGCCUAUCGGAAGUUGGCUUUGGAGUGCCAUCCAGACAAGAACAUGGAGAAAGCCAAGGAGAUGACCACAGUCUUCCGCCAGGUGAAAGAAGCCUAUGAGGCUCUACGAAAGUUCUUCGAAAGCAGCACAAGAGGGCGUCCGCGGCAGACUCCUUGA